Messenger RNA from Peromyscus eremicus (cactus mouse), 1040 nucleotides. It is a transcript of the gene Hacd4, whose product is annotated as 3-hydroxyacyl-CoA dehydratase 4. Bases 35 to 733 code for a protein of 232 amino acids. Gene Ontology annotation, biological process: sphingolipid biosynthetic process; fatty acid elongation; very long-chain fatty acid biosynthetic process. NCBI's taxonomy places the organism in Eukaryota, Metazoa, Chordata, Mammalia, Rodentia, Cricetidae. The record is from RefSeq and is a predicted model, not a curated record. The transcript is spliced from 7 exons. Gene Ontology annotation, cellular component: endoplasmic reticulum membrane. Gene Ontology annotation, molecular function: 3-hydroxyacyl-CoA dehydratase activity.
UUCCCGGAGGCGCUGGAGGUGCAGACUGUGGCCCAUGGGGCCCUCGGUGCUGCCCACCUGGCUGCAGACCAGGUAUAGAAAGAAUGUGUAUCUUUUCAUCUAUUACCUAAUCCAGUUCUGUGGCCACUCAUGGAUACUGACAAAUAUGACAGCCAGAUUCUUCUCCUUUGGAAAAGAUUCAAUGGUUGACACAUUUUAUGCUAUCGGGCUGGUUAUGCGGGUUUGCCAAUCCAUUUCCCUCCUGGAGCUGCUGCACAUUUAUAUUGGCAUUGAGUCAAAUCAUCUUUUCCCAAGGUUUUUGCAGCUCACAGAGAGAGUGGUCAUUCUUUUUGGGGUGAUCACCAGUCAAGAGGAAAUCCAAGAAAAAUAUGUGGUGUGUGUUUUAUUCAUCUUUUGGAACCUACUGGAUAUGGUAAGAUACACAUACAGCAUGCUGUCAGUCAUAGGAAUAUCUUAUGCUGUCUUGACAUGGCUCAGCCAAACACUGUGGAUGCCAAUUUACCCUCUGUGUGUUCUUGCCGAAGCAUUUACCAUCUAUCAGUCACUGCCUUAUUUCGAAUCAUUUGGCGCCAACUCCACCGUGCUGCCGUUGGACAUAUCUACCUGUUUCCCUUAUGUGCUCAAGCUGUAUCUCCUGGUGCUCUUCAUAGGUAUGUAUUUCACCUACAGCCAUCUUUACACAGAAAGAAAAGAUGUCCUCCGAGUCAUUUCUGCGAAACAGAAGAAAAUGUGAGGCAGCAUCCCUGCCCAUCGCACAAAAGAGAAGAUGGGCUGCUGGGUCAGCCUGCAGCCAACACAACACUGGUAUAUGCUAGAGUAAAAGAACAGAGAACUUAACAAUAAUCUAUUACAUGGAUUAUUGCAGGCACCGCACAUUCUGUUCCACAUCUACUGUGCUUUACGAACAAAUCUUCAACAGGCACAGCACACCUUUGCUACACCAAGGCUGUGGACUUCACACAGGUUACAUUUAUACUGCGUGAAGUCUGAAUGUUUUCAUGUAAAGUUAAUGAGAAAUAGAUUCAGUGGAGUAAGUUCAA